Penicillium nucicola is the source of this 3252-nucleotide messenger RNA. It is a transcript of the gene niiA, whose product is annotated as nitrite reductase niiA. Lineage: Eukaryota; Fungi; Ascomycota; Eurotiomycetes; Eurotiales; Aspergillaceae. The transcript is spliced from 8 exons. The coding region runs from base 1 to 3252 and encodes 1083 amino acids. Gene Ontology annotation, molecular function: nitrite reductase [NAD(P)H] activity; heme binding; flavin adenine dinucleotide binding. The record is from RefSeq and is a predicted model, not a curated record.
AUGCCGGUACUCGACGGGCUACGACAUGGCGAGCCGGUUGACGGUAGCCCUAGUCCAUCAAACAAUGCUCCUCGAGAGAAGAUUGUGGUUGUUGGAUUGGGCAUGGUUGCCAUCUCAUUUAUUGAGAAAGUCAUCAAACAAGACACAGAUCGGAAAUAUGACAUCGUCGUGAUUGGAGAAGAGUCUCAUGUAGCAUACAAUCGCGUGGGACUUUCAACAUUCUUUGAACAUCGCAAGAUUGAAGAUCUAUACCUCAAUCCGAAAGAAUGGUACGAUUCAUUCCAAGAAAGAGCUUUCGACCACCAUCUUAACACACGAGUCACCGAAAUCAAUCCCGCAAACAAAACAGUCCAGACAUCAACAGGUGAAAUAAUUUCCUAUGAUAUACUCGUCCUAGCCACAGGAUCCGACGCAACCCUUCCCACGCGGACACCGGGCCACGAUGCCAAUGGAGUCUUUGUAUACCGCACUAUCUCAGAUCUAGAAAGGCUGAUCGACUUCGCUUCCAAGCACAAAGGCGAAACGGCCGUUACGGUCGGUGGUGGUCUGCUUGGACUUGAAGCUGCAAAGGCGAUGACUGACUUGGAGGACUUCGGGAAUGUCAAGUUAAUCGAUCGUAAUAAAUGGGUGUUGGCGCGACAACUUGAUGGUGAUGCAGGAUCGCUGGUGACGCGCAAAAUCCGGGAACUGGGACUCGACGUCCUUCACGAGAAGCGAGUGAAAAUUGUUCACACCGAUGACGGGAAUAAUGUUGUUGGAAUCACCUUUGAGGAUGGGGAGAGCAUUGAUUGCUGCUGCAUCUGCUUUGCGAUUGGUGUUCAGCCCCGAGAUGAACUCGGUCGCGAGAUUGGCAUCCAGUGCGGCGAGCGGGGAGGAUUCGUGAUUGACGAGAAUCUGCAGACAACCAUUUCGGACAUCUAUGCUGUCGGAGAAUGCGCAAGUUGGGAGAACCAGACAUUCGGAAUCAUUGCGCCAGGCAUUGAAAUGGCGGAUGUGCUCGCCUUCAAUCUCACAAACCCCUUAAAAGCACAGAAAAGCUUCACCCGACCAGAUCUCAGCACCAAGUUGAAACUGCUUGGAGUGGAUGUCGCGAGCUUCGGCGAUUUCUUCGCUGACAGAGAUGGACCAAAAUUCCUCCCUGGUCGCCGGCCAUCGGCUGUUCCUGGCUUCGAAGAACCUUUGCGUGAUGAACCUGUCAAGGCUUUGACAUACAAAGAUCCGUUUGCUGGCGUAUACAAGAAGUACCUAUUCACCAUGGAUGGCAAGUUCUUACUUGGAGGCAUGAUGAUCGGUGAUACCAAGGACUAUUUGAAGUUGAAUCAGAUGGUGAAACUACAGAAAGAGCUCGAAGUUCCUCCGAGUCAGUUCAUCCUUGGUGCACAGAGCGGUGGUGAAGAGAAUGCAGAUGACCUUGAUGAUAGCACACAGAUCUGCUCCUGCCACAAUGUCACCAAAGGCGACGUGGUCGAGAAUGUAAAGAAUGGGACCUGCACAUCCAUCGCGCAGGUCAAGUCUUGUACCAAGGCUGGCACAGGAUGCGGUGGUUGUAUGCCGCUAGUCCAGUCAAUCUUCAACAAGACGAUGUUGGACAUGGGACAGGAGGUUUCCAACAACCUGUGCUCCCACAUCCCCCAUUCCCGAGCUGAUCUAUACAACAUCGUGGCAAUCAAGCAGUUGAAAACAUUCGUCGAUGUAAUGAAAGAGGUCGGAAAGAACCCAGAUUCUCUCGGCUGCGAACUCUGCAAGCCCGCAAUCGGAUCGAUUCUGUCCAGUUUAUUCAACCCUCACGUCAUGGACAAGGGUUACAAUGACUUGCAGGACACCAAUGACAAAUUCCUUGCCAAUAUCCAGAGAAACGGCACAUUUUCCGUCGUGCCUCGCAUUCCUGGUGGAGAAAUCACAGCCGAUAAGCUCAUUGCUAUUGGAUCUGUGGCCAAGAAGUAUGGUCUCUAUUGCAAGAUCACUGGAGCUCAGCGUAUCGACAUGUUCGGAGCGAAGAAGUCGGAUCUUCUCAAUAUCUGGACUGAACUUGUGGAUGCUGGCAUGGAGAGUGGACAUGCAUAUGCAAAGGCCCUCAGAGCAAUCAAGAGUUGUGUCGGAACCACAUGGUGUCGCUUUGGUGUCGGUGACAGUGUCGGCAUGGCGAUUCGCUUGGAAGAGCGAUACAAAAGUAUUCGCGCACCACACAAGUUCAAGGGAGCUGUGUCUGGCUGCGUGAGAGAGUGUGCAGAGGCUCAGAACAAGGAUUUCGGUUUGAUCGCCACCGAAAAGGGCUUCAACAUCUUUGUUGGUGGUAAUGGAGGCGCAAAGCCCAGACAUGCCGAGCUUCUCGUCACAGAUGUGCCACCAGAAAUGGUCAUGCCUAUCAUCGACCGCUAUCUCAUCUUCUACAUUCGUACUGCGGACAAACUUCAGCGAACCGCAAGAUGGAUUGAAAACCUCCCCGGCGGUAUCCAUUACCUCAAAGAGGUAAUUGUCGAGGACAAACUCGGUAUUUGUGCCGAUAUGGAGAGACAAAUGCACGAACUCGUCGACAGCUACUUCUGCGAAUGGACCGAGACAGUCAACGACCCUAAACGUCGCAAAGUCUUCCAGCAAUUCGCAAACACUGAAGAAACUGUCGACACAGUCGAGGUUGUCCAGGAAAGAUCUCAACAGCGCCCAACAUACUGGCCGAAAGACUCCACAGAACAACAGGAUUUCAAAGGUCACCAGUGGUCAAGUACAUCUUGGCAACCAGUUGUUCGUGCAGAUCACUUCUCCGAUGAGCCACCGCAGGUUUCUUCGGCUAACGUCAAGCGCGGAGAUACACAGCUUGCAGUCUUCAAGAUUAAGGGCAAGUACUAUGCGACUCAACAGAUGUGUCCCCACAAGCGAGCAUUUGUUCUCUCUGAUGGUCUUGUUGGUGAUGAUGAUGCGGGCAAGUACUGGGUCUCGUGUCCGUAUCACAAACGAAACUUUGACCUCAAUGGCGAGCAAGCUGGCAGGUGCUCCAAUGAUGAGAGUAUGAACAUUGCUACAUUCCCUGUUGAGGAAAGGGAUGAUGGAUGGGUUUAUAUGAAGCUCCCGCCCAUUGUGGAAUUGGAUAAUGUUUUGGGGACGGAGAAGUGGAAGGUUCGGAAGGGGGAGAGUGAAGAUCCGUUCCAUAAGGUUGAUAAGAAGUUCAAGGGGAUGAAGGGGAAGAAGGCUUCCGAUGGGGACAUUGUCACUCGUGCCCCAGCUGUGCAGCCAGCGAAGUCUAUUGACUGGUAG